AUGGAAGCCCAGGCUGAGAUGAGACCUCAUGAUCUGAAUCAGAAUUCUCCCAGAAAGAUCAUAUCACACGUCAAUAUCGACCCUGUUGAAGAUGCGCCUACCAAAGCUUCGGCAAAACUCUUAUCCCGCAAGCCGGUGCCACGAAUUUGGAACCUCAAUGAUGAAUUCUGUAUUGCUGCCUUGAAGUCGGAGUGGUACAAGUCGUUGUUCGCCAUCCAAAGCACCUUUUUCCACGCCUCAAUCGACUUCUUCCGCGGCCCUCAGUACGAUUACCGCUACCUCCUCGUCCCGCUCACUACCGGUAGCAUUAGUUCGCCUAUGGGCCUCGGGUCGGACUCGCAACCCGUGUCGAUCAAGUUACACGGGGAGACCACAUACUUGGCAGAUUCUCAGCAGUUCCUCCUCGAAUACGCCCUCCGGUAUGAUGAUGACGUACGUGGCACCUACUACGUCGGGACCAGUUGCCGCGGAGAGGACCAUGACAGCACUCACCUCAAUCAAUUCUACCAUGUCGAGUGCGAACUCAGGGGCAGCUUGCAGGAAGGAAUCAAAGUCGCUGAUGAUUACAUUAUCUCCCUGACGAGGGUUCUGUUGGAGAGACACGGCGACACCAUCAAGUCUUUUGCUGGCUCAACGUGCCACAUGACGGCCCUCCUGGAGCUCGCUGCUAGAAAUGGUGGUAGGUUUCCAACGCUGUCUUUGGACGAGGCACUCGCAUUGCCAGAAAUUACGCAUGGUGAAGGCAUUAUGUGGGAAUACACUGUGACUGGACGCCCCGAAUGUGGGCGUUCACUGACACGAAGGGGCGAGCAGGCGUUGUUGAAGCGUUGUGGCGGUGCUUGCUGGGUUGUCGAGAUGCAUCAUCUCAGUGUGCCAUUCUACCAGGCUUAUUCCGAUGGUUUAGACCGCAGUAAGGCUCGUUGUGGUGACUUUUUGCUCGGACUGGGAGAAGUCGUCGGCUGUGGCAACCGUCACACCACGGCCGAGGAGGCUUUGGUCGCUCUCGAUCACCACGGUGUUGACUCGACCGACUAUGCCUGGUAUGUCGAUAUGCGGAGGCUGAAACCUCUUGAAACAACUGGAUGGGGCAUAGGAUCUGAGCGGUUUCUGAGCUGGGUCUUGCAGCACGACGAUGUUCGGGACAUACAGUUGAUACCUAGACUUAAGGGGGUGACCAGCAGCCCGUGA
Messenger RNA from Colletotrichum paranaense, 1188 nucleotides. Its product is annotated as asparaginyl-tRNA synthetase. Bases 1 to 1188 code for a protein of 395 amino acids. Lineage: Eukaryota; Fungi; Ascomycota; Sordariomycetes; Glomerellales; Glomerellaceae. Gene Ontology annotation, molecular function: aminoacyl-tRNA ligase activity; ATP binding. Gene Ontology annotation, biological process: asparaginyl-tRNA aminoacylation. The record is from RefSeq and is a predicted model, not a curated record. The transcript has a single exon.